GAGCCGCCGGCAGCGCGGGCGCCCCGGCGGGCGGGCGGCCCCUCGAGCGAGACUGAGGGUGGAUGGAGCCACAAAGGACUUCGGCUGACACGUGCGGCGGGCCGGCUGGCGGCCGCGGCUAGGGCCACCCCCCUCCCCUGCCUCCUCCCCUCCUCGCUAUGCUGCGCGCCCGCCGGGCCCCUCAGCGCGCUCGACGCACGGCGGCGAUGGAGCCGGCCGGGCUCCUGUGAGGCCGCCGCCGGACCCAGCAUGGCCUCGGCGGGGACCCCGGCGCAGCGGCGCCCCGGGGCGGAGCGGCCGGCGGCGGGGGGCCGGGCGGAGGCGCCGCGGUGCCGCAGUCUGCCCGCGCUCGGCUCCCCCCUGGCGGCCGGGGGGGGCGGCGGCGGCGGCCCGGGCCCCGCGGCGGGACCGGCUCCCGAGGCCGAGCGGGGCGGGGGCGCCGCAGCCGUGGCCGGGGCUGCCCAGCCGCCCGGCGCCGGCAGCGGGAGCUUCCCCCGAGGGACGGAGCUUGGCCAGCCCGCGGCGCCCGGCCGAGGGGUGUCCCCGGCCCCCCGGCUGCUGCUGCUGCCGCCGCCGCCGGCGCUGCUGCUGGCGGGCCCCCCGGGCAGAGAGUGCCUGCGGGCAGUGCUGGCGGACUCUCGCUUCUUCCUGGUGUGCAUGUGCUUCCUGACCUUCAUCCAGUCCCUCAUGGUCUCCGGCUACCUGAGCAGCGUCAUCACCACCAUCGAGCGGAGAUACAGCCUCAAGAGCUCGGAGUCGGGGCUGCUAGUCAGCUGCUUCGACAUCGGGAGCCUGGUGGUGGUGGUCUUCAUCAGCUACUUCGGGGGGCGCGGGCGGAGGCCGCUCUGGCUGGCCGUAGGGGGGCUUUUCAUCGCUCUGGGGGCUUCGCUCUUCUCCUUACCUCACUUCAUCUCUCCGCCGUACCAGAUCCAGGAACUGAACUCCUCCGUCAGUAACGAGGGCUUGUGCGUGGCUGGCAAUGGCACCGCCAAAGAGAGUUGGGACUCGCCGGCCUGUUUCAAGGACUCUGGUGGAAAUGACCACUCUCUCUAUGUAGCUUUAUUCAUUUGUGCCCAAAUCCUCAUUGGCAUGGGCUCGACACCCAUCUAUACCUUGGGACCAACCUACUUAGAUGACAAUGUCAAGAAAGAAAACGCCUCGCUUUACCUAGCCAUCAUGUACGUAAUGGGAGCACUCGGACCUGCAGCUGGAUACUUGCUAGGAGGACUUCUUAUUGGUUUCUAUGUCGAUCCUAGGACAACUGUUUAUAUUGAUCAGAGUGAUCCCCGAUUCAUUGGAAACUGGUGGAGUGGAUUUCUCCUUUGUGCCAUUGCAAUGCUCCUUGUGAUAUUUCCCAUGUUUACCUUUCCGAAAAAGCUCCCUCCUCGGCAUAAAAAAAAGAAAAAGAAAAAGAAAAUGAACUCUGAUGAUGUUUCAAGUGAUGAUGAUGUGAUGAAAGAGAAGACAAAUAGCAAAAUACAAGCAGACAGUGCAGUUCCUGCCUCUAUGGGAUUUGGAAAGAAUGUUAAAGAGCUUCCAAGAGCAGCUGUCAGGAUCUUAAGCAACAUGACAUUCCUUUUUGUGAGUUUGUCAUACACAGCUGAGAGUGCCAUUGUCACAGCUUUUAUUACCUUCAUUCCCAAGUUCAUCGAGUCACAGUUUGGCAUCCCAGCUUCCAAUGCCAGCAUCUACACUGGUGUGAUUAUUGUCCCAAGUGCUGGUGUUGGUAUUGUCCUAGGUGGCUACAUUAUAAAAAAACUUAAACUUGGUGCAAGAGAGUCUGCAAAGUUGGCUAUGAUCUGCAGUGGUGUAUCUCUGCUGUGCUUUUCGACACUCUUCAUUGUUGGAUGUGAAAGCAUUAAUUUAGGGGGAAUAAAUAUACCUUACACAACUGGUCCCACUCUUGCCAUGGCCCACAGGAAUCUGACUGGAAGCUGUAAUGUUAACUGCGGAUGUAAGAUUCAUGAGUACGAGCCUGUCUGUGGAUCAGAUGGAAUAACAUAUUUUAAUCCUUGUCUAGCUGGCUGCAUCAGUGGUGGAAACCACAGCACAGGGGUAAGAAAUUACACAGAAUGUGCCUGUGUCCAGAGUCGCCAGGUGAUCACUCCACCCACAGUGGGCCAGCGCAGUCAGCUCCGGCUGGUGAUUGUCAAAACCUACCUGAAUGAGAAUGGCUACGCUGUUUCUGGGAAAUGUGAUAGAACCUGCAACACGCUUAUCCCCUUCCUGAUAUUUCUCUUCAUUGUUACCCUCAUAACAGCAUGUGCCCAGCCAUCAGCAAUUAUAGUGACACUCAGGUCUGUGGAAGAUGGAGAGCGGCCCUUUGCACUAGGAAUGCAGUUUGUUUUAUUACGAACUCUUGCUUACAUUCCCACUCCGAUUUAUUUUGGGGCUGUUAUUGACACCACAUGCAUGCUUUGGCAACAGGAUUGCGGCGUACAAGGAUCUUGCUGGGAAUACGAUGUCACCUCCUUUCGUUUUGUCUACUUUGGGUUGGCAGCUGCUCUCAAGUUCGUGGGAUUCCUUUUUAUUUUCCUGGCCUGGUAUUCCAUUAAGUGUAAAGAAGAACAACAGCAGAGACAGAGAUGGAGGGCUUCACUGGUGAACACUGUGAGUGAGAUGGUUGGACAAGCUGGACCCCAACAAAACUAUGCACGGACUAGAUCCUGCCCUACCUUCAGUUCCCGAGGAGACACCAAUGUGGCACAAGGAAUGAACUGCUUAGAACAGACAUACCCCGGCCCUUUUUCAGAAGCAAUAAAUUCCUCAAAUGAAAAUGUGUUGGAAGAAGUCACUGCUGAGAUAUAGACCCCUGGCUUGGUAAUGUAAUAUUUAAUUUUGUUGGUUGACUUAAUUACGGCGCCUUGUAAAACACCUGUGCCUUCUAUUUUUAAUCUAAAUGUAACGUGAUAAAACCAACAAAGCUUGAUGCAAACAACCAUAAUAUGUUCCUGAGGGCUGGAUACCUCAAACCAAACCAGGUUCUUAUUCCUCCCCUCCCAACAAUGGAGUUUUAAAAAUGGUGUUUGUAAUUAUUUCAGAUGUGUCCAUUAGAUGUCCGUGCUCUGAUCUAAUAUCAUUGUAAAGAUGAGGUGUUAUGAACAGCAGAAGUCAGCGGAAGACUGACAAAAACUCAUAUUGUUGAUGUCUAGACUCACAAGAAUGCUUAAAUGUAUUGUCAACUUCAUAUCCGCAAAUUGUAUUUUUAAGAGAGUAGUUACUGUGAGUUCUGCUAUGAAGCACAACUGAACUUAUUUAAACUAUGCAACUUAUUUGGAUAAUUGUAUGUGCAGCAAAAUAAGUUUAAAGUUUGCUUUUAAAGACAUUACUGCAACCGAAUUUGAAAGGGGCUAUUUUCAAACAUAAUCAUUAAAUUAAAAAAUAACAUGAGGUUUAAAGUACUGUUAAUAUCAUGUCAAGCCAUACAAGAAUUAUGCAUCAGGUAAUGUUUGCAAAUGUUGAGUUGUAACAUCUUUUUCCUGUCAAAAUGUGCAUUAAUUUUCGUUUGAUGGGAUGUAGUCAUUCUUCACAAAGUACACAGGCUAGGAAACUGUAAUGCUUGAAGUAAAAAACUUCAGUAUUAAUUUAUAGUAACAUUAAGAUGUAGGAAUCAUACACACAUACCAGAGUGGAUAUGUGCAUGUUUCUGUAAUGUUAUUUGGGUGGCCGUUACUAGCACCAAAUCCAUACUUUCCUGAAGAAAAAACCAACCAGUUGUAGCUUGAUAGGAAGAGUUAGGCUGUCCUUCAGAAUUUUGUGUAUAAUUCAGCUUCAGUGGAAAAGUCCUGAGGGGGAGCUAAUGGCCUUGUCUCUUGUCUGGGUGGCAGUCUGGGACCUGACAGGUCCCUUGCAGCCAGCAGUGGCACACAGUUCAGGCUGGUGCUGUUUGCACUUGCUGCAGGAGUGAGUAGAGAAACCCUUCAAGAGAGCUGAGAGCACCACCCACCGUGGUGCUGGGUACGAGGCUCUCCCUCCUCUCCUGGCACCACUGGGGCACUGUGCACCCUGCCAUCCAGGACAGCUGGGGAGGGGGUUCCGGCUCAGACCCUCUCAUUUCUGCCACACUUCUGCCUCUGCAGCUGCCCGGUGCUGGGCAGGCUGGUUGCACAGGCCUGGAGGUCCUGGUUUUGUGGUUUGUCCCACAUGUGGCUGCCUUUCCUUUUCUCAACUUCAUUGAGAGCUUCUGGGAAGGCAAAGUUUAGCUCUCCUUUGGCCUUCCAGGAGAAGAGCUAAGAAUAGAAAUUAUCAGCAGGUGUGGACUCACAAGAACUGCUGUGGCCUUUGGCUAUUCCAAAUUACUGUAGCAUGUUUUCUCCCUGAGAGACGCUGAGACUUUCUAAUCAAAUGUGCUUGGCAUUUCAUUUCUUGUUCUGAAGGCUUUGUAGUACCAUGCUUAUGAUGUACUAAUGAUGUCUCAAAGGGCAGAGAAUGAUUUCAGGUGGACAAUAGGAAGUCAAAGCUGUAUUGUACCCUGUAGGGGAAGUCUUAGAAAUGUAGGAAAUUAAAAGCAAUCUUUACAGAUGAAUCGGUGAUAGUCAGGUUUGGAUUUUGCCAUGUAGAGAGCUUGUGUGAAAAUAAAUAGAGCAUAAUUUCUACAUAUUUUUGAACAGAGUUAUUCCUGAUUUAAGUUUUCAAUUUAUAAUAUGUAAAUUGAUCAAACAUUGUAUGGAACCAAGUCCUUGAAAUUAAAGGCAGUACUCUCCUUGGCAUCCACAGAGUUGUCCUGGGAAGAGUAGGUUUCCCCUUCCACCUUUGCUGACUGCCUUUUGUCAUCUCCUGGUUCUUCUUGAGCAGCACAUAAGACUACCCACAGGGCUGCUUGCCCUGCUUGAAAUGGUGGCUGCUUAUUUCAGAAUGUCUUAGUCCAUUUAUGUAGUUUGUAACAAUUCUCACUCUUUCUGUAGGCAAACUCAGAUUUUUCUACCCUGAAUUACAACAUAGAGGAAUAUUGUUUUUAUAAUUUCCUACUAUUCUGUCCAUAUUAACAGGUUUUUGGGGUGAAGCCUGAAAAUGUUUUUGUCUCUUAUGCAGCCACCAGGUAUGCGUCCUCAGUCAGCACAUGCCACCUGAGAUGUUGGCUUUCUACACUUCUUAUCCCGAGAAAUAAAUUUCCUUGGUUCAAAGGUGUUGGGUAUAAUUUUCUUUUUUUGCUAUAGGAGAUCAGAAUAGAUGAUAUAAAUGUUUCCUUCUGCUCCAGUCUCAAAUGCUUGUUGCACCAGGAAUUUCCUGCCAUGACAAAAUUUGAGGCAAAGUAGUGGGACGAAGUGUAAUUGCAGCCCAUCACCCAUCCAUUUUAAUCACUUCCCCAUUUUAAUGAUCAUAGGGUGAGGUGAGGAGUGACAAUCUUUUCAAAUACCUCAGAAACAGAGCAUUUAGGGAAUUGUAAAAGACUAGAAAUGAAUCAUUUAUCCUGAUCUUUUCUAUUUCAUGCCUUGUGUGUGCGCUUCUGUUCCAUGAAUAACAAGAGAGAGCAGAUUAGGAUUGUCAGGAACUAACGGCAUUGAUGCCAAAGAAUGAGAGAAGUGACACAUCUGCAGCUGCUGCUUCUGAGUUUAUUUCAAGGGAAUUCAGAGCUUGUUGGGAUGGAGACCACUGAUUUUUUUAGGAAAUCCUGACCCUUUAACUUCUAAAAAGAUUCAUAUUUUGAAAUGUCUGAGAAACUGGAAUUUUUUACUUUUUCUUUGAAAAUUAUAUGCAAAACAAAAUUCUUUACUUUUCAAAAAAUUUGUUACUAUUUUUGGAUAUAGAUAAUUUUGACAAUUCGAAUAAAUUUCUACAAAAUCACUUAAUUAAAUUGGCAUCCUCUGAAAGAAAGAAAACCCAAACUGUGGCCAGUUUUUGAUUCAUUCCUGAAGGAGGGUUUAUUUGUGAGUAAGCUAUAACAGUCUAAACUAACCCAAUAAAGGCAUGUAGGGGAAACACAUUAACUUCCUAGAGAAGUCAAUUCCAACAUUGUAAUUGACUGAAAUAUGGACUGAGACCUGCUGAACAAACACUAUUUUCUGAGGUUGUCAUUGCUGAAGGAAGCAGAAUUGCCAGAGAAGUUGAGUGCCUCCCUAGCAGCAGUCAUGAUCAACAUGUGGUGCUAAACCAACUUCACAGUAACUAAAAAAGAACUUUGCCUGUCAUCCAGUGAAGGGGCCCAUGCUGUCUUCCCACUGUGAAAUCCUCUCACCAUAGAAUAUAAAAUUCCAUUAAUUUCCACCACCUUCCCUCUCUACCCCAAAAUACAUAAGGUUUGGUAGCAGUGAGUACAAAAAAAGGUAAAGCAGGUGUCCUGUUCACCCACAGGCUGCUGUUGGUAGCAAACCCAAGUCACCUACCUGCACUUAACCAGCCAGUGGUAAUAUGGAACAACAAUGUCUGGUGAUCUACUACAAGUCCACAAAGUGCCAUCAUGCCCUCACAGGAACAGACUUAAUUCCCUUUUACCCCACUUAUUCCUGAUUUAGAGUGAGGAACAUGAGAGGAGAAGUAGCCCAAAUAUAUGGACUUGACUGAACAGAUAAUCGUCCCUGCAUAGCCUCCCAUUCAUCCUUGUUUCCUCAAAAAGGAGAAAACUUCAGAAUGGUAAAUGUGUAGUCAUGGCCUUGGGUGCUCAAGAGUGCAGCACCCUCCAGAGAUGGUUCCUAGAUCUUUCUGGGUCUGGAAUAAUCUGGAGAGUGGGACUCUUUCUCCCGUUUUAGGCAAAAGUGCUGUGGUUUUGGUUCCCCUUCUUCUCCAUGAGCAUAGUGGAUGUAAUAGGAUAUAAUUUGGAACUGGUGACAUUUUAUAUCCUUUCAGUACAGUGUGAGCAGCUGCAAGAAACGUUGAAUAUUAUGGUGCAAUUUAUAUUUAUUUGGAAACUUUUAGUUCUUUGGACAGCCUAUGUAUUUUUAAAAGUAUGUGUAGUAACAUGCAGUUUCUCAGAACUUGCUGUUAUGUAAGCAGAGUAGGGGCACAGAUCUCCUACUAGGUAUUGGAAAUGUAAGUUUGAGAGGCCCUAAACUAGUUACAAACACUUGAGUAUACUGUUUUCAAAAAUACGUUUGUUUGGGUUUUUUUAUUAACCACUAAUUCAUUAUGGCUCUGAUCCAGCAGAACACUUUAAUAUGUAUGUAAAUUUAUAUACUUAAGUAAUGCACUUAAAAAUGAUGUAUGUAUGUAAGUAUGGGACUGAGUCCCAUCUGCAUUAAAAAAGGAAUUCCAUUACCCAAAGAGUAUUUUCCAUGAUGAGCUUUUUCCCCAUGGAUUUAGUGAUAAUUGUAACCAGAACAGCACAAAGUAGCACUUGAGUACUCUCCUGUGGCAUUCACGUGUGGCUACUUAUAUAUCUGGCAAUGGAGGAAAGUUUUCAUUUUCAAGUAGAAUUCAAAUUAAAAAUAUUUUGUGGACAUACUCCAAGAUACAUUCCAGUUCUUCCAGCCAUUCACUUAUUUUAUGAAUAUCCGGCUGAAAACCUGUGUGUUACAUGGGGAGACAGAUUAAAUAAGGGCAUCUUUCUGACCUUAGAGCCAAUGAAAUUUCUCAAGUGAUGCUGUAAGUUUGAAUUGUGCCCUUUCACAGAAUUUGGACCUAGAGGUUGAGGUGACAGAUUUUCAAUAUCCCGCACAAGUGGAGCAGAGCACUGCCUGCUCAGUGUAACUCCAGAGAGCAUGUCUGGGAGAGGGGUCAACACCUGCUGUACUGUUCUUUUGGGGUUUUGCCCCAAAAGGCCUGAAUAAUUGCUGCCUUACUACACUUCCUGUGUGUGUAAUACCACAGCUCUUCAUGGUGUUCUAUUGACAUAAAACUGAAGAUAAAUAAAUAGGUCCAAAGUGUCUUACUGCUAUUUUGGAGCCAGAUUCUCAGCCUCAUCAGUCCAAUGUUGAGGCUGAAAAACUGGGCCAUACUUUCAGUUGGAAUUUAACAAGUUGGAGCUUUAGCAAGUGCUUGUUUAGCUUUUAUACUCUAUUCACUGGUUGCUACUAAUAUUUUCAGAGAUCAAAUACAAAAAACUUCCUAAAUAAGUUUAUCCUUUUCUGUUUUCUCAAUAAUGUGUCUUUUAUAAUGGCAUAGGAGAUGCAAUGCUGCAUUGCUUCAGUAUCUGGGUUCCCCCAGCUGAAUCCAUCCAGCUGUGGUUGCUUUCCAAGGGCUUAAAAUACCUGGUAACAGAGAUUUACCUGGACUGCAAUCUGAAUCACAGUUGCUUUGGGCAGAGUGUUUGCCCCUUGUAGAUUAAACCUGUAUCAACACAUUUCAGGUUCUUCACAUACUGGACUUGAUUUUAUGGACACUUUUAUGACUUUAAAGUGCUUAGAAGAUGGGCAGUCAAUAUAAUGGUGGUAGACUUGUUCUUUGGUAGAGAAUUAGGGCUUUCUUUUUUCUUCUUUUACCAUCUCGUUUUACAAAUAGCAAUUCAAAAAGGUUACAUGUAAACAUUGUCACAGAGUUACCCAUAUCCUGCAGCCAUAUCCAUUACAUUAAACUACAGUUAAUGCCUGCGGUUUUUAGCAGUCGCCCCUCCAGUCCUUAAGGCAUGCUUUUUCUUUUCUAUUAUUACUGCCUUUUAAACACAGAGGUAGCUCUACAAUUUCAAAGUAGCUCCAAAGUUUUCUUGACUUCAAGUGGUACAAAAUAGAUGCUUAUUUAUCUGGGUUCCAUUCUACUGUUCUAAUUAUUGCAUUACCCGUUGUGUAUACUAUAUUCUCUUAGUUUUUCAAUCUCAAACCAGUUGUCACAAUGUUAUUCUGUAACAAUGUUUUGUUUGUUAUAUAGAAUAGGUGAAAAGCUGUGGAAUUCAUGAAGGGCUACAAAAAGCAUCCAAAACAUUGUUCACCUUGAGAAGGGUAAAGACAGCUUGAUAAUCUUUGGACAAAUGACUAAACAACACUGUGGUGCUAAUAGGUACUGAAGUAUUUUAUGAUGUAUUCACUAUGACUUAAAUGACAUGUUCAAGGCAUGUCAGUGAUGCAACUGCAUGUGUUUUUGUUCUUAAAGUCUGGACUAUUCCAGCAAAGACAGUGUUUGUAAUUCCUGGUGGGCCAAUUCCUACCUAGCUCUUCUGUGGGAGAGUAAUUUCAGGAGGCAGUGUAGGAUUUGGCCCAGCACUAAUAACUAAGGUAAAAGCUAUAUAGGCCACAGAAAUCUAUGUAGAAUGUAUUCAUCCUGCUGUAGCAUAUUACUGUAUUUAGUUGCUUUGCUUAAGCAAAGGCUAAAUAUAAAUUCUAUAGUAAUGGCAAGAAACACUAGGCUAAAUUCUGGCACCCCUUAACCAAACAAUGUUAGUAAGGGUUUGAAUUAAAAUGAGGAUUCAGAUCUGAAAUAUGAAUGUUCUUUCAUGGAAUACCAGAAAGGAGGGAUAGAAUAAGAGUAAAUUCUAUCUCUAGCAAUGGGAAAAGGCCAAAUCUGGUUGACUAUAAGGUGAGCUACGAUUUAAAACAGACGGUUUGGGGCUUAAAAUCUUGAACACAAAAUUUUUUCCCUCCCAUUUUGAAUUGCAAUUAUUUUGUGUUAUUGUGCCUGGACUACUCAUGCAGAAGGACGUAUCUGUAUCCUAAAUAGCACUAAGAGCACUAAUAGCACUAAUUACACUUCUGGCUGACAAGCCAGAAAUUUUACCUCUGUAACAAACUCUGUAUUUGAAAUUGUGGAGGGAAGUUUCAAAAUAAAACAAACAAACAAGAAGUACAAAAUGAUCCAGAGCUGAGUUUCAAUAAAAAAAAAGAAGAAAAUAAUUUUGUGUCAGUGAGAUCCAUGGUUAAGUGAAGGCUUUCCUCAAAAGAAGGAAGACCUGUCCUUUUCCCCAGUUGAGCACAUGGGAGUUUUGCCCUUGGCUGCAGUGCAUACCUCUACCAAAUGACUUAUGCAGAAGAGCAACAGUCUGGGUAGUAUCUUAAGAGCAUGGAGUGGGCACACUGCCUGUAACUGGUUAGUUUUUAAAAAACUCAUUAUUAAGCAAAUGUGUAGAGUAUUAGGGAAAUUUGUAGGGUAUGUCUGACCGUAUGAGUGUGUGUGUGCUGUGCUGUGGUAAAAAGAGAAUAAUUGGUUUAUGCUGGUUUUUUUGCAUACUUUAAGCUUCUGUAUGGUUUGGGGUUUUUUUAAUUGAUAUUUAUUUCUCAGCAGAGCUUAGAAUAAUUUUGUAGCUGUAUAACCCAUGACUUAAUGAAAUCUACUGUCAGCAUCUGUUGUAAACAUGUGUUUACAAAACAAACUCUUGAAUACUUGAUAUUUGGAAAUAAAAAAUAGCAUAUCAUGUGUGUUUUAUUUCAAACAAAAAAAAAGAAGGCAAGAAAAAAAUGUACAUAGGUAACUGUGUAAUCACUGUGGAUGAAGUGAUGAAGUAUUUGGUCUUUUAGUACAUUGUCAGACAAAAAAUCUUUCCACUGAAUUCAUGACCACCAAGUCACAACUAAGCAUUGAUUGUGCUGAAUUAAAUUGUAAAAUUCCACCAUUUUG
Messenger RNA from Pipra filicauda (Wire-tailed manakin), 10416 nucleotides. It is a transcript of the gene SLCO5A1, whose product is annotated as solute carrier organic anion transporter family member 5A1. Gene Ontology annotation, biological process: sodium-independent organic anion transport; transmembrane transport. The coding region runs from base 250 to 2808 and encodes 852 amino acids. The record is from RefSeq and is a predicted model, not a curated record. Gene Ontology annotation, cellular component: membrane. NCBI's taxonomy places the organism in Eukaryota, Metazoa, Chordata, Aves, Passeriformes, Pipridae. The transcript has 9 exons. Gene Ontology annotation, molecular function: protein binding.